UCGCUUCACCACAAACCGAAGAAGAAGAAGAACGCUGCUUCCGGUACUGGUUGCUAAGAAACAACAAACAGAAAUUUGCGAUUGAUGUGUGGUUCUCAACGUAGCACUUUCGACCAUUUUCUGUAUUUUCAAAGUCUACAUUCUUCAGAACGUAUAAAAGGCUAUACUGUACAACAGCCAUGCCGCUUCCAGACACCCUGUACUGUUCCGAGCAGAUCAUCAUUCCYCCUGAGCUGCCAGACAUCCUGAAACAUUUCACCAAGGCGGCCAUCCGAGCACAGCCCUGCGAUUUGCUGGCGUGGAGUUCAGCGUAUUUCCACGCUUUGGCUAAAGGAGAAAGUCUCACUGUCAAAGAGAAAAAUGUCACACAAACUGAUUCUGGACUGACUCCAGGUCUGCUGAAAAUCCUCCACCAGCAACUUUCCCCAAUGCAAACGUGCAGCAGGGAGGAGCUGCAGGACAAAUGGAAGGGUCAGGGUCUUCCCGCGGAGCAGCUGGAGACCCUGCUGUUGGUGGGCAGCUUUGGCACCGAAAUCGACUGGAUGGAGUUUUUUGCCGUGGGCUGCGGUGAUUUAGGAGGGACCCUUUUGACAUCUCUAAAGUUCGCCUGCGAGAUCCUGACGGACGACGAGGAAGGUGGUCCUGCCAGGAUCCCGUUCGAUACUUUUGUCAGACUUUACACCUAUUUGGCUCGCAGAGACGCUGACCUUUCACAAGAYUCCAUCGACAGCUUCCUCAACGAUCUACGACAACAGGCGGAGCUGCAGGACGGGAUGAUAGAACCUCUGGACUUCAUGCACAGGGAUGAUGUGGACUCAGCUCCAGCUGGUUCUCCUGUUGUUUCCAGAACUUCCUCAAGAGCUGAAAAAUAGAAACUGUGUCAAACGAAAUCAGAUGUCCAUGUUUACAGUGAAAACAGUUUAAACAAAAGGUUUGUUCAUGAUAAUGUACAGAAAUAAAAACUUAAAUAUUGGAGAAAAAUUGAGGUUAUGGUAAAUUAUGGUCAUUCAGUUCCACUUUAAAUAAACUGAACACGUCCUUUAAAGAAGAAGAGGGGCGGGGCAGCCACAUGUCAAUCAAAGAAACACUGCAAACCAUUUUUUCCCCUUAACAGAACUUUAACKUUGAAAAUGUGAAACUAUAUGCUUGAAAAAAAAGUGCAUGCAAAUAACUGUAUUUCAAGACAGAAAAUACAAAAACUUUAGAUUUAUUAAAAUUUUUAUUUUUUGUUUAAAUGAACCCGAAUGCCUUUGAAGUGCUGUUUUAGCUGCAGUUGCAAUGAUUUUAUCUACUCAAUUGUGUUGAAUUUGUUCUUCAGUGAGGGAACACUGGAGUCAUCCUCUUUUGUGGUGAUACUCUUAACUCUUUUAUUAUCAAAAAAUCGUUUUUUCUAAUUUGCAUUUGCAAAUUCUAAUAAAAGAAGCUAAUUUAA
Austrofundulus limnaeus is the source of this 1432-nucleotide messenger RNA. RefSeq names its product rhophilin associated tail protein 1-like (gene ropn1l). NCBI's taxonomy places the organism in Eukaryota, Metazoa, Chordata, Actinopteri, Cyprinodontiformes, Rivulidae. The record is from RefSeq and is a predicted model, not a curated record. The coding region runs from base 180 to 872 and encodes 230 amino acids. The transcript has 6 exons.